Messenger RNA from Naegleria fowleri, 1104 nucleotides. RefSeq lists its product as uncharacterized. NCBI's taxonomy places the organism in Eukaryota, Heterolobosea, Eutetramitea, Acrasida, Naegleriidae. Bases 1 to 1104 code for a protein of 367 amino acids. Gene Ontology annotation, cellular component: catalytic step 2 spliceosome. Gene Ontology annotation, biological process: protein peptidyl-prolyl isomerization. The transcript has 3 exons. The record is from RefSeq and is a predicted model, not a curated record. Gene Ontology annotation, molecular function: peptidyl-prolyl cis-trans isomerase activity.
AUGAGUCAAAUUUAUUCUUCCUUGCCAAAGACAAAGGGAAAGGUUGUUUUAGUUACUGAUUGUGGUGAUGUUGAAAUUGAAUUAUUUUCCAAAGAGGCUCCAAAGGCUUGCAAGAACUUUGUGCAAUUGUGUUUGGAGGAAUUUUACAAUGGAAUGAUUUUCCAUCGAAUUGUUGCAGAUCAAUUUGUUCAGACUGGUGACCCAACAGGAAAUGGAGAUUAUGGAGAAUCAAUUUAUGAACAUGAUGAAGAUAGAAAAGAAAAACAAUUUGAAGCAGAAUACCACUCACGACUAAAAUUUAUUCAAAGAGGAUUAGUUGCAUGUGCUGCACAGAAUAAUAAGAGUGAUUCACGCUUCUUUAUUACAGUUAACAAAUUGGAGGCAUUGAAUUUUAAGCAUACAAUAUUUGGACAGGUCGUUGGAAAUACCAUAUACAAUGUGUUAAAAAUUGCAGAGAUGGAAGUUGAUCAAAACGAUCGUCCUGUUUAUCCUCCAAAGAUAAUUCGAGCAGAAGUAAUAAUUAAUCCAUUUGAUGAUAUUGUUCCAAGGAAAAAGAGUGAGGCUGCUACUUCUGCUUCCCACAAGAGAAAGAAAAAACAAAACACAAAUAUUCUUUCAUUCUCAGAUGAAAUAGAUGAUGAGGUUGAAACUUCAAGUAAAAAGCAGAAAAAAGAACUUAAAAAAUUAGAAAAAGAAUUAUCAGAAGUGGAUGCUCUAGAGGAUCACUUACCGUCUCAAGUAAGAAACACCGAAAGUUCUUCUAUCAGAGAAAACUUUGAAAGAUUUAUUCAAGAAUCUUCUCCCAAAAUUCGGACAGUCAUUGAAAAAUCACAACAACAAGACGAUUCGUCAGUAGAAAACAAAUUUUCCUCUCUGAGAAAAGAAAGAGAAGCCAAAGAAAUAGAGACACUGCAGAAUCGAACGAAACAAGAAGCCAAAAGUUAUUUAAAUGAACAAAUGCAAAAGUAUAAAAAGACUAAGAAAGAUAAAGAAGAAAGAGAGAGAGAUGCCCUUCAGAGAUUUGAAAAGUUUUCUAAAGGCUUGAAAACCAGUAACGAAAAGGGAUGGCAGAGUCAUUCUUUGAAUUUUAAAGAACAGAAAUAA